Manis javanica (Malayan pangolin) is the source of this 2740-nucleotide messenger RNA. The record is from RefSeq and is a predicted model, not a curated record. NCBI's taxonomy places the organism in Eukaryota, Metazoa, Chordata, Mammalia, Pholidota, Manidae.
GCUGGCCACUGCAGCCUCAGAGCAGGGAGCCUGGCACCAGGACGACCUUGAGCGUGCGCACACUUGUCCCACGGGUUCCUGGCUGUGGGGUUAGGCAUCUGAGCGCCGGGCCCGUUUGGUUUUGGCGAGCAGAUCAUCUUUUGGUUCAUUCUUUCCACUUGGAGACAUCGCCUGCUUCCUUCCAAGCUGGGACACCAGACGUCAGCACGUCCGGGGUGGAGUGGCCGGACCUCACACAGCCUGCUGAGCCUCUUUCCUCCCGCAGCCGGCCAUGGGUGGCAGCCGGGGACUCCUCUGUCUCGUGUUCCUGUGUCUUCUGACGCACAUCCGAGGUCAAGGUGAUUUCGAUUUGGCUGAUGCCCUCGAUGACCUGGAGCCCACCAAGAAGCCCAACUCAGAUAUCUACCCGAGGCCGAAACCGCCUUAUCGUCCACAGCCUGGAGAUCCCAGCAGCGGUGGAAAUAUCUACCCCAGGCCGAAGCCACAGCCUCGCCCGCAGCCUGGAAGUUCUGACCACGGUGGAGGUUACUUCAGCGAUGUGGACCCGGAUGAUGGCCGCUACCCACCCAGGCCCAGGCCACCUGCAGGAGGCGGUGGAGGCUACAACCCCGGUUAUGACGGCUACGGAAACACGCACGGAGGAGGGCGGUAUAGACCCAACUCUCAUGGAAGUCAUGGUGGAGGCGGAUACGCGGGUUAUGACAACAUGCAGGGUAACACAGUAGCGAAAAUCGUGUCUCCCAUCGUAUCGGUGGUGGUGGUGACCCUGGUGGGCGCAGCGGCCAGCUAUUUCCAGUACAACAGGAGGAGAAACUGCUUCCGGACACACGAACCAGAGAACAUCUGAGGAUUUCAAGACCCACCAGUUGCCUUAAGAAAAUACGAGUCCAGACAAGUACACCGUUUAUCCCUCUUGCAGAAAGUUCUUUUUUAUUCUUGGUGCCAUCUGCCUUCCCAGAGUGGCUUCUGUCCCGCUCAGAACACGAGCUGCCUGACCAAGUGUUCCCGCCACACAGGAUACAUUAGAUGGCCCAGCUCUGGGCUGUAAAGAGGUUGCUGACCUGUGGGUUCGACCACAAAUUUGGACUCUGUUUGGGGUUGCCAGCUACCUCACAGGGUGGCAGGCACAUAUUUGACCCCGUGGACCUCAUCUGCAUGCACAGUGGCCAUGAAACAGCCUGGGGUCUUGGGUGGGGAUGUUGUCUGCUUCUGAGAGAGGAAGAAGGGGGUGCAGGUUUCAAACAAGCUGAGGCCAGAAGCUGGCCUUCCGUCGCCCUGUUCAGCUGCGUCAGAAGUCCCGAGUGUUCACCUUGCAGGCAAAGGGGGAAGGGAUGACUCCCCCCAGCAAUGUGAGCAUGAUUUUCACAAAUACGCAUCCUGAUUCCCUGGAGAAAACCAGAGUUGGAAUGUCAAAUGCAAAAUCACUGGUUCAGACCAUCUCGGGGAACGGGUCUUCGGAUCCGUUGUCGUGUGAAAUCUUACGGUUUCGAUGUUCUCUGCAAAGCACAGAACUGCAAUGCAGAUAUGCACAUGUUGGGUCUUUCCGUGUUUAUAGACUCUGAUGCUCUCAAGGUACUGAUUCUUCGGGCAACCGCAUUGUUUCCCCUGGUGUAUGCUUUUUAUUUUUACAGGAAUACAAAAUCUUAAAUCUUCAAACAUCUAGGACGUAUAUUCACUCUUCUUCUGUUCUAAUAAUACUUCAGCGGGCAGUUUGGACCUGUUGGUAUCGUGUGAUUCAACCGAAGGAAAUGUUCAUAGAAGUUUGCAGCUUUGCCCUGAAAUUCAGAAGCAAAGAUGAGGACAUGCAUUGCAACGUGUAAUUCAAACAGGACUUGUGAAAAUCUGUGCAUGCGGGGUGCUCACCCUUGUGGACUGGGAACUAAGUCUCCCAAGAGAAGGCGCCAAAUGCAGAAAGCAUUUCAAAAAGCCUCCCAAACUGGAAAAGAACUCUGAACUAACUUGAGACUUAAAAUCAGACAUCCCAGCAUUACGCGUCUCCCAUCAUGAAUUCCUGUACGAUGGGAACGAUCCGAAGGCAGCUCUAUUUCCGAUUUGAAUACGAGGGUUCUCGACGUUUGUGCAUGUUUUCUUCUAUGUGACAAAGUUUCAAUAUGUGCGUCUCAGUGUGAUUUUAAUGGACCCUUUGUUAAAAAGCACACGUGUGGGUGUAUAUAUUCGGCCACACACACGGUUCCCACAGACGCAUAUAUCGCCACGUGGAUCUGAAGCAUUUUUAAAGAUAAUUCCCCCCAUUUGCUGGAACUGUCAUGAACAGUUUCUCCAUUGUCAUCAACCAUUGUUCAACGUGACAUAAACGUAAAGGGGAGACUUGGGCUUUGAGGCUUGUGUGGUGCAUUUUGGGUUUUCCAUCUCCUUUCCACAUUUAGGUUUAUAAACCUAAACGUGUAGAACGGGAGUGGAAGGGUGUACACAUCGUGAAGCAAUGUUGCUUUGCAUGGAUGCCGUAAAGCCCUUUCUGGUCUCUGUUGUGUGGCCUCGGGUGCACAUCCCCCCCGGGCUGGUCUGUGCUCAGUCCCGAUGGACAAGGUAGAUAUUGGAGAACCGGACGGCGUCUGGCGUCAGCCAAAGGAGGAAAUAGUCUCGUUGGCCCACUCAGAACAGGAUGGAUUCUGAAUGCAUAAAACUAAUGGCAGAAUUAUGGGAUCACACUCCCCACAUAACAAGAACAAAGAAUGGUUAAUGUUCAACCUAGUACAAAUAAACUAUAUUUGGCUUUCCA